AAUGUAACAUAGCAACCAGUGUUUUGAACGGAUCCCGUUCCCACUACUGCUUGUUUCCGUACGGAGAGAUUUCUUGCAGGACUCGCAUGGACGAAACCGCCCCAGUGUUUUCGUUUUGCCAAAAAUGUCAGGACUAUCAGAAACAGAGCGUGCUGGAUUUACGAAGAUACUGAGCCUAAUGACAAAAUGCGACUUACUGUCACUCAGUGAUACGGUCACGAAUAAGAUGAUAGUCGUGGAAAACAUUACGGAAGCUAAAGAAACCAUUCUCGCCUUCACUAAAAAUGCCGAAGAGCUCCUGAGGAGGAAAAAGGUUCAGCGUGACCUGAUAUUCAAGUACCUGGCUACAGAAGGUGUGGCGAUGCCCCCAAAUAGCGAGAAACACAUGCUUAUAAAGAGGACCCUGGAGCUGUGGUCCUCUGUAAAGGUGGUGGAUGAAAACCCUCAAGGAGAGGCGGCUUCCUCAGAUGUGAACUGUGGGAUGGGCUUUGAUCCGCUGGUCCUCGGCCAGCAGUUCUGUCAGUGGUUCUUCCAGCUGUUGAACAGUCAAAACCUUUCACUUGGCCAACAGCCCCAAGACUGGGGACCACAACAUUUCUGGCCUGAUGUGAAGUUACGUCUCCUCUCCAAAGCUGGCAGUGAGCAGAUGGAGGAGUUUCUGGGUGCUGAUCUGGUUAGUCGUCGAUUCUUGGCACUGACCAGGGAUGAGCGUCUCCUCUUCAGUCCCAAUUUGGAUCCCCAUGGCCUCAAAGCCUUGACCUCUCGUCAUGGCUUGGUGUUGGUGGCUGUGGCUGGGACUAUUCACAGAGAUGCAGUCUGUCUGGGAAUCUUUGAACAAAUAUUUGGCCUUAUCCGCUCUCCUCUGGACAACAACAGCUGGAAGAUAAAGUUUGUCAACCUGAAAAUCAGAGGGCAGGAUGCUCUUAGUGGGACAGAUGUGCCAGCACCUGCUUUGACCUACAAUUCCAGUGAACUGCAGCUUCUCUGUAGCUGACAGUCAAGAUAGAUUAGUUUUAGAUUUAUUAGUUUUAAUUUCCUUUCACAUUAUUUAUCCAAAAGUGGUGGUUUGGCCUUUUGGUUCUACUCUACACUCAUCUUAUUUGCAUGAACACUUAUUUUCUGGGCAUUUUCGACCUCAUAUUGCAUCUAAUAACUCAUCUGACACAACCCUAUCUUCUAACUUAUAGGCUGUCAUGCAAUAAUAUAAAGGUAGGCUCAAACUGAUGCAUUUAAAUUGAAUAUUUACAUCAUAACAUGCAAAGCAGAAUUCUCAAAGAUUAUCCUAGAAGGUAAAUGGAUGGGCUGCUUUAAAUAUACUGUACCUUUUUGCAAAGAUUGUAGUGCUUUGGAAGCCUGUGCCUUAUGUAAAAUAUGUUCAAUGUAUACAUUUGUGGUAUAGUAACAGUUAUACUGUCACUCAAAAGAUCUCUUAGAAAUGUAUUUUUUAGGAAAGAAAAGCACAUUUAAUUUUAUUUCAGCUGUAAAAAUGAAAAGAGUUGUAAGUGACUAUGGUUUUUAAUUGACUAUGUUCAUGCAGAGCAGCCAGCAUUUCAGUGUCACAGCAGGACAUUGAGAUGCCUAAUGCAGGUUUAUAAUGCUAAUAGGCUUUUUUUUCUGAGAUGGCACAACUGAAAGCAGUUAUACUUGUUCAAACAACAGUAAGCAAGAAUAGGUAUCAGCCUUUGCAUGUUUUAUUGUCUGAACAAAAGCAACCAAAUAUCUUCUAACUCUUCAGGUUAUUCUCGUUUAAACAAAUUCAUGCUUUUUUCAUGCUGACAGUUGUUAAAAUGCAUCUUCCCUCACAGAACACAGCAAACUAACACAGCAGUUUUAUCCGUGCCAACAUAACUGCAAAGGAUUUAACAUAAACUUGCAUUAGGCAGCACAAUGUCCCAACAGAUGGUUGUAGAAAAUGGGCACCUGUGUGAUAUGUAGGCAUUUUAUUCAAGUUGUUCGCAGUUCCUUUAAUCGGUGCCAUUCACAACAUUUCUCAAUAAUUUACUGUUGGAUUAAAUUUAAUUUUGAAUGUAUGUUUGUUUUUUUUUAAAGGAGUUUUAUGAGUAACAAACUUUUGAGAUGUAACGUAGCCAUUUAUUAACAAAUAAAUAUCUGUCUUUAUGUGACACUACAAAGUCAAGCAGUGUGCUUUCAUGGCUUUUCAUCCCACAAUGUUUACAGAUAAACAGUCUGUUAGAAAUACCAACAGAGUAACAUAGUUCAGAAAAAGUCUAAUAUUUAGACAAAUGUGCAUAUAAAAAUAUUAUAAUUUCAGCUAAUUUGUUUCUGUUCAGUGCCAGGUGUUAAGUAGUUUAAUUAAAUGGCUGGAAGUUGGAGAUUGGAAAACAUUGCUGUGAAACUGACUCUCCUUAAUGAACUGAAUUACAAGUCUAAAUGGUGCUUUUUAAUUUUGCUGUUUUAAGGAUCUCCCAGAACAGACAGUUAUACUUUUUUUUCUGCUGCUUCCUUUAGGGGCAAUCAGAGUAGCUCAUCUGCUUUUAUCUCACCCUGUCCCUACCCUCCUCCGUGUCUGUCACAUCAACCCUCUGCAUGUCCUGCUUCCCUACAUCUAUUAAUCUUCUCUGUGGUCAUCUUCUUUAGCCCCAUAUUCAAUGUCCUUUGUCCAGCUUAUCCACUCUCUCUCCUCUGCACAUGUCCAAACCCUCUCAAUCUCGCUUCUCUAACUUUGUCUCCAAUCCGCUUAACCUGAGCUCUCCCUCUGAUGUACUCAUUUCUAAUCUUGCCCCAAUGAAAAUCUUCAACUCUGCCACCUCUCAGUGUAAUGCAUAUACCGCUGAAUCACUUGCAGGUUGACUGGUUUUUUGGUACCAAACUCAUCAUCCUACUAUUCCCAGCACUUGUUUAGAAAAACUGGCUUUGUGGCAUUUUUAAAUUGUGACCAAACAGUGCAGCUGUGGGCAAAAUAAAAACAUACUCCCUUUUGUCUAGGAAUUGUGUUUGUCAGUACAACGUUUGCCUGAUGAAUCUAAGACAAAUUUAGCUCAGGUUAAACCACCGCAGUGACAGUCAAACAGGUGAUGCCCUUGAAUAUUAGAGAGAUAACCUCAAUGAUUAGAUGAUCAUCUAUGAGCAAGCACUUGGCAGUGGCAGAAAGGAAGACCCUGUUAAAAGGAAGAGACCUCUGGCACAGGUCUUAGGGAGGGACAGUUAUCUGUUUCGGAGAGAGUAGGAGAAUGUAGAGAGACCCCGACCAAACAAAGCAUUUGAAAGAGUACACAAAAGUUGAUGACAUGCAGUAGUACUAUAUGAAUGCAUCAGGAGUCAAAAGAAGAGUUGAAAAUUGAUGCAAUCAUGUAGGCUUGCUCUGCCAGCUAGCCAGAGCUGGCUAUCAUAGAGUAUAUUAUAGCCUGCCAUUGCUGCUGUUCACUCGUAACUUUUAAAACUCAAAUCUCCACAGGGUUAAUGUCUGAGAUGUUGUGUCAGCGGUUAAUGUCCAUAUAUUUAGCCACUUUCAUACUCUUUGAGUAGGUUUGAUUGCACACAAGCUGCCACACCACCCUGGAAGGGCUUUACUGGUUGGUCAGACAUUUCAUAUAAAAAUAUACUUUUACUACCUGUGGUCAGGAAAAAAAGAAAACUCAGUGCUAUUGGUCUUGCCUUUUUUUUAUUGGACCAAAUGGCACAUGACAUGAAUUCAUCUAGACCCGCUUCAGACAGCUGAGGAUUUGAAAUUUUGCUGGAUGGGAUGAAGAAAGCAGGUCGCUUUUCCACACAACGUGCCUAAGAUCAUUUUACACGUUCAAACUCACCUGUGCUGAUUAUCAUGUUAUCAGGUAUAUGUGCUAUAUGCUAAACAUGUGACCUGUAUCAAUGCUUCUUUUUCAUUUUUCUCUGAAGCUUGUUCUAGUGUGACUUUUGAAAAUAGUUUGGCAAAGCUCGUUAAUACUCAUGGUACAAAAACUGGGUCACAUUUGAGCAACACCCGAGCAGCAUCCAGUUCUUGCUUUUUUCUCCUAAAUGUUUUUUUUUCAGCCAUCUGUAUAUAAAAAAUAAAGACAAACGUGACUCCUUAU
Messenger RNA from Haplochromis burtoni (Burton's mouthbrooder), 4031 nucleotides. RefSeq names its product chromosome unknown C3orf38 homolog (gene cunh3orf38). Bases 125 to 994 code for a protein of 289 amino acids. NCBI's taxonomy places the organism in Eukaryota, Metazoa, Chordata, Actinopteri, Cichliformes, Cichlidae. The record is from RefSeq and is a predicted model, not a curated record. The transcript is spliced from 4 exons.